UGACACGAAGCAAAAUGGCGAUCAAUCUGAAGAAGAACGGUGAUUCUCUGCAAAAAACAUGGCAACAGGUCUUCGAUGAUAGCUCGGACGUCAACUGGGCCGUGUUUGGCUAUGAUGGCAAGACAAACGAUCUGAAAGUGGUGGAAACGGGAGAUGGUGAUCUGGAUGAAUUGAUAGAUGAACUCAAUGAGGGAAAGAUGCUGUACGCUGCUAUUAAAGUCAUGGAUCCCAAUACAAACCUCCCAAAAAUUGUCUUCAUAAACUGGCAAGGCGAAGGAGUUCCCUCCUCAAGGAAAGGCGUCUGUGCUAAUCAUGUCAGAGACGUUGAAAAAUUCUUUAAGGGGGCUCAUGUAACCAUCAAUGCAAGAUCCCCAGAUGAUGUAGAAGAAAGCAUCGUACUUGACAAAGUUAAGAAAGCUUCAGGUGCAAACUAUAGUUUUCAUAAGGAGAAGGCAAGACCAGCAGAACCUGUUGCUCCUGUGGGAUCUGUUUACCAAAGGGUGCAAGUUCAACAAGAGAUAAAUGUUCAGAAGAGGGAUAACUUUUGGUCAAAAUCAGAGGAAGACGAGAAGAAAAGAAAGGAAGAAGAAAGAAAGCAAGCCAUUGCACAGAAGACUGAGGCAGAGAGGAAAAGAAAAGAACGGGAGGCCAAAGAGGCAGAGGUAAGAGAGAAGCAAUACAGAGAGAGAUCCAGAAGUAUUGAGGAACAAAAGAGAAAGCAACGGGAGGAGGAUGAACGAAAAAAAGAGGAGGAAAGAAAGAGAUGGGAGCAACAACAAGUAGAAGAUGAGAGGGAUAUGCAGCAGCAGAGAGAAAGAGCAAAUUCAUUACGGCAAGCUAGGAUGAAGGAAGCAGAACAAGUUAUUCGCAAAGGUCAGGAUGAAAAACCAAAGUUCCAAGAAAGGAAAGCCCCUGCACCUCCUCCAGCCAAAGCCAGACCACCCGCAAGGAGGCCGCCUCCUCAGGUACAGUCACAUCAACCCGAGCCCGAACCAGAACAAGAACCUGAGCCUGAACCUGUUGCUACAGAGCCUGAGCCAGAACCUGAAGCAGAACCGGAGCCAGAGCCGGAACCGGAGCCGGAGCCGGAGCCAGAGCCGGAACCGGAGCCAGAGCCGGAACCGGAACAAGACCCCACGGACUUGUAUGAUAAUUUUGAUGAACCCUAUGACGCAGUCGAACAACCACUACAGGAUGAUACACCAACGGAGAGUGAGAAUCUCUACGACAAUACGGGCAUGGAUACAGCACCUGCAGUUCAGUCACAAGCUCCAAGUGGUGGCCAAGGAAAAACUGCAAGAGCUUUGUACGAUUAUCAAGCAGAAAAUGAUGAUGAGAUAAACUUUGACCCUGGAGAUAUAAUCACAGAAAUAGACACUUUUGAUGAGGGCUGGUGGAAGGGACGUGGCCCUGACGGCAGGUUUGGGAUGUUCCCUGCUAACUAUGUGGAGCUUAUUGAGGACUCGAGCGAAGUAUCUCAACAACUAGAACCACCUGCUGCUGAGGAGGACAGAGGUCUACAGGCAAGAGCUCUUUAUGACUACCAAGCAAGUGAUGAUACAGAGAUUUCAUUUGAUCCUGAUGAUGUUAUCACAAAUAUUGAACAAAUUGAUGAAGGAUGGUGGAAAGGAGUUGCCCCAGAUGGCUCUAAUGGAUUAUUUCCUGCAAAUUAUGUGGAAAUUAUUUCUUGAAAGAAAUAAGUCCCUCGUAAUACUUUUUUACAAAAUUUUGGUUUAAUUAAAUCAUUGAUAGCGAACUAUCCUGAAAAUCUAGACUACUGCAUGAUUUGAAUGAAUUUCUAGCCAUAUUUCUCUCUCCACUUCUUGAUGCAACUACAAAUGGGCUAGUUACAUAAUUAUCUUUUAAAUGAAUUAACAUGAAUUAAGGAUACAUCCGUUUUGUAUGUUUUUGUACUUGUUUUUGGUAUCUUGUUUCUCACAUUGUAGAAUUGAUAUUGGUGAAGUACUGUAGGCAAUAGUACAAAACAGUGUAAAAAGAAAAACAUCGAACAAAAACAAAGAACUGCACUGCUAUCAUAACUAUUUUUGUAGAUUUUUUUAACUAUCAGUUUCCAGAGUUUAGGUAACUUAUUACUGCUUUCCAUGGUAGACAUUACCAGCUGGAGAAAGGUACGGGUAACAACCUCAAUCUAUAGCUGGUUAGAAAUAAGAAUCACACAUAUCGUUAUCAGCAAGGGUGAUGCUCUAUAGCUGUUAGAAGGUGAUGGCCAUUUUCAUACAAUAACAAUCUUCAUAUCACUAAUCACAAAUGGAGCUCCUACCAUAGACCAAAGGCUACUACUUAUCUAGAAAUCAAGGGUAAGAUGUAAGCACCACCCAGCAGGAUUUGUGGAUUUAUACUCCUCCUAAAUGAAGAAAGACAAUUAAAGUUGUUGCAUAAAAUUGCUAGUGAUUUAAGUGUCGAAGUAAUCUUGCCAACAUCACACGUCAUAUAUUGGUUUUUGAUUUUAGUUAAGAAAAAUGCAGCUUACUUACUGGUAAGUCAAAUUCAAUAUAAGCACUUGUGUGAAAUUUUUUAGUUUUAAGUUAAUCACCAUAGUGUCAACUCUAACAGCGCUACAUGUCAAAGUUUUUACUAGGAAAGAAGUGAGUGUUUCUAUAAGUAAAUAAAAUGAUAAUGAAAAUAA
Molecule: messenger RNA, 2647 nt
Organism: Stylophora pistillata
Lineage: Eukaryota; Metazoa; Cnidaria; Anthozoa; Scleractinia; Pocilloporidae
Product: drebrin-like protein B
Biological process (GO): postsynaptic actin cytoskeleton organization; regulation of actin filament polymerization; positive regulation of dendritic spine morphogenesis
Cellular component (GO): site of polarized growth; cortical actin cytoskeleton; dendrite
Molecular function (GO): actin filament binding
Source: RefSeq, a predicted model, not a curated record